Molecule: messenger RNA, 3426 nt
Organism: Cryptotermes secundus
Lineage: Eukaryota; Metazoa; Arthropoda; Insecta; Blattodea; Kalotermitidae
Product: patched domain-containing protein 3
Exons: 16
Coding region: 352-3144 (930 amino acids)
Cellular component (GO): membrane
Source: RefSeq, a predicted model, not a curated record
AUAGUGUGAGUUGCUGUUUCUCAUCUUUAUGGACGUUAACAAGGGCAUAUAUCUUUCAAUUUGCGACAGGCGCCUUUGGCGAUAGUCACGAUUGGCCAGACAUGCGGGAGCACGGAAUAGCGCACGAGAAGGCUGUGAGCAACAGCUGAUCAGUGCUGCAUUGUCUUCCGUCGUGGUUGGCUGCUCUGUGCAGAAAUUACUAAGGUCGACUGAGGCGACUGAGGCGGUGCGAUUGUUUGUGCGUGCUGCAGGUUUAACUUCCCAGUUGACAUUUCUAGUGAGUUCAGUCGCUGGUUUAUCACGAAGCGAGAGCUGUGUAAUAUUUUUAAAGCAAAUCGAGAUUCAGACAAAAUGGAAAAUAAACAAAUAAAAAAAUCGAUAUUAAGAAAAUUAAGUUCCGCAGUAAUUGGGAGACUUGAAAGCUUCUUUUACAGGUUUGGCUUCGCCAUUGGCUGUCACCCAUGGCGCACCAUACUCGGAUGUUUGAGCUUGGUGGCACUUAGCAGCCUCGGUAUUCUUCGGUUCCAUCAGGAGAAAGAUCCUAUGAAAUUGUGGAUUCCUCGGAAUUCGGACUUCAUUCAUGAUACGAACUGGUUAGUGAAUCAGUUCCGAGAAGGUCAACGCGUCCAGUCGAUACUCAUCACGGCUCCCAAUGUGCUUGAACCCCAAGUUCUGCGAAAGUUGGAAGAUAUCCAGCAGAAGUUGGAAAAUCUUAAUGCUGAUGGCAUUACAUGGGAAGAUGUAUGUUUCAGAAUUCCUGUAGUGGAUUUCAUUUUUAAGCGGCGUAAACGAGAUGAACGUGAGAAUCUCAUUUUAGAUAAAGAUCAUGUGGAUUAUGAGAAAGAUUCUGUGUUUGAUCUUGGAAGCCUCCUGGGAGAUGACAUGUACUGCAGAAUUAUAAAUAAACUGGACACUGCAUGUAUGGAGCACAGUGUGCUGGAGCUCUGGAAGUUCAGUCAGCAGAAGAUACACAACUUGACAGAGGAGAAGAUAAUCAAGGCCUUAAACAGAACUACUGUCAGUCCUGUGUAUGGACACUCUACAGACUAUGUGCAGCUUCUGGGUGGAAUCAGGAGAAAUGGAACAGGACACAUUGUUGGGGCUUCUGCUUUGCUCUCGCUAUACAUGGUGCAUGUAGACUUCCUGUCUGUCAACUUUGAUGAGAAUGGAAAUGAAGCAGGAACAGCUGACUGGGCAACUACACCAAUUUUGAAAUGGGAGCAGAAAUUUAUGGAUAUGAUGGAGAAUGUGACCAGACAUGCACAAGAAAUUGAAGUGUUCUAUGAGGCAGGAAGAAGCUUUGCAGAUAUCAGUGCUGCUGCCAUGUUCCAGGAUAUCGACAAACUCAUUAUUGGUAUAGUCAUGAUGUUCAUAUAUAUACAGUUAAUUGUGUCGAAGUUCAACUUGGUGGAAUGUAGGCUUCUUGUUGGCAGCAUUGGUUUGCUGUGCAUUUUGAUGGCAUUUAUAGUUGCCUGUGGGUUUUGUUCCCUGUUGGGUAUUUCAUAUGGACCAGUACACACAGCAUUGCCAUUUUUACUACUUGGAAUAGGAGUGGAUGAUAUGUUUGUGAUAGUAACUUGCUGGAAGAAUUUAAAUCUUGGAAAUAAUCAAGCGUCUUUACCAGAGAAGAUUGGACGAACACUGCAGCAUGCAGGCACCUCUAUUACUGUCACAACAGUGACUGACAUCACAGCAUUUCUUGUAGGAUCCUUGACAAUUUUACCUUCCCUGCAGUCUUUCUGCUUGUAUGCAGCUGCUGGCCUUCUGAUGACUUACAUUUUCCAAGCAACAUUCUUUGUUGCUUGUUUUGUGUUGGAUGAGAGGCGUAUUGAAAAAAACCAUAACUGUGCACUGAUAUGCUACAAGCACACCAACUACAAACCUAACCCCUGCAGUGAGGUUGAAUAUUCAAAGCAAUUCCUGUACAUAGUAUAUUCAAAAGUAGUGUUCACUAAACCAGGCAAGUUUUUGGUGAUUAUACUAACACUGGGACUUGCUGCAGCUGGUAUCAGAGGGUGUAUCCUCUUAAAGCAGAAAUUUGAUCCAAAUUGGUUUUUGGCAAAACAUACACACCUUUACAAGUUCAAUAUGGAGAGAGCAAAGUUCUUCCCGGAUAUUGGACAGGAUGCCGAAAUUUAUUUUGGAAGACUGAAUUACAGUGCAGAGCUUCCAAAUAUCUACAGACUUUUAACACAGUUCAAGAAAGAGGAGAAUAUUAUUAAAAAUCUGGAAGAGUGGUACAGUGGAUUUCGAUAUUAUGUUAACAGGAAUAUAGGAAAAGACAUAGCUACAGAUAUUCUGUCCGAUGAUGAAUUCAGCACUUACAUUUCAAAAUAUCUGUUUAGCCCAAUUGGAUCGAAGCACCAAAAAAACUUUCGUUUUGAUGGACAUCUGCGUUGUGGACAGCCUGCCCCACCUAUCACUGUUUCAAGUUUUGACUUUAAGUUCAAAUUAUUUGAUGGACCAGAAGAGUUUCUGCCAGCUAUGAACAAAGUGAAGAAGUUGCUUCAUGAAUCAAAUUUUACCACAGGUGACCGCUUUUCUACUGUGUGGGGUAAAGUUCUUGCUAACUGGGUUACUGAUGAGGUAAUAGAUACUGAGUUGUAUCGCAACUUGUCACUAGCAUGUGUCUGUGUGAUGGUAUGCACACUGCUGCUCAUCAUCAACAUUAUGGCAUGUCUCUCAGUGUUCCUGUGUGUUCUUCUUACGCUGGUGUCUGUAGGGGGAUUCUUGCAUUAUUGGGGCCAAACAAUUGACAGCACUUCCUGCAUUGGGCUGCAGCUAGCAACAGGGCUGUGUGUGGACUAUGCUGCUCACAUAUGUCUGGCUUUCCUAUCACGGACUGGUACUCGAUCAGCCAGGGCACUGGAUGCAGUAACAAGCAUAGGGCCAGCCAUUUACAGUGGUGGACUCUCGACAUUACUAGCAAUUAGCAUGCUUGCACUCUCUGACUCAUACAUCUUUACAUCUUUCUUUAAGAUUUUUUUCCUAGUUGUAAUGUUUGGCCUGUUCUACGGCACCAUGUUCUUGCCAGUGCUCCUCAGUCUCAUUGGGCCAAAACCAUAUGAAUCUCUACAAGCCACAGCACCACAGCCUGAAGAAAUGAAAGUGUACAGCCUUUGUAAUGCAGAAGAGCCUAGUUGAGGAGGGCUGCAAGAUGUGUGACUCUCUUUUCCAAGACUGUCCAACUUCUCAGAGCUCUUCUCACUGCUGUCCCAUGGGAUUGGUCCAAUGCCUGCUGUUGGAGGCCUGCUGCAUAUUCUGUUUUGGUUUCUCAUGAAACUGAAGGAACAGGUGCUACUUUAGAAUGGUAACCUUUCUCACAUUCAGUGUAACAUGGUGUUCAACUCUCAUUAGAACACCGUGCAAACUGCAGCUGAUCCCCUUAUGUAUAUUGUGUUAUUUAAUAAAAAAAUGAAUGGAUAA